UAUCCUAAACAUCGACAUCGUGUACGUGUGCAUUUGCAUUUCACAAUCCGGUCGUGAGUGAGCAAUGUUGUGGAGAUAUAUCUAGCGAUGUUCGUGUGAGUAGCCUUCGAGGGUUAGCGCAUCGCCAUCGUGAUGGGAAGUCCACUAGCGGCGACGAAGUCCUUGGUUGCUGAGCUCUCCAGUGAGGUGGAGCGAUUCCGUCAACAUUGUGCACGUAUCCUGCUGCAGGCUGGAGAUGUCGGAGCGACGAACAGCGAAACCCAGGAGCUGUGUAGAAGAUGUGUGCAAUUACAGCAGUCUGCUGAUGGUCUGCUAACACAAGUCGAGGGACUGACUGCAGAUGGAGAGCCGAAGAAGAUGGCGGAUUUUUCCCAGCGCAAGCGCCAGGAGCUGCGGAGAAUUCAGGGUCUUCAGGCACGUCUGUCGAAUCUAGCUUCCCAGUUGGAACCAUCCGAUGUGGACAACAUACUAGCUGGCAAUUUGACUGGUGACCUGAGUGAAGAGGACCUGCCACCAACACCACAAGUACCUUCAGCAGCUGAGCAAGAGGAUCCGACAGAGACGACGGAUGCAUCACUGGAUGAGGAUGCAGACGAUGCAGAUGACCAUAGUGGCAGUGAAUAUGAGUUGCCACAGGCCAUUGCCAUCUCAGCAUAUGAUGCCCAGCAGGAUGGUGAUUUGGCAGUACAGGAGGGAGAGGUGCUCUACAUCGUGGACUCAACAAGAGAAGAUGGCUGGUGGUUGGCGGAGAAUGCUUGCGGAGAGACCGGCUUAGUCCCUGGAAACCAUUUUGAGCUGAUUGAAUCCGACACGGCGUCGGAGAGUGCUACGCCAGUCCCCUUGGGUCAACCAGACAUGUAUAGCGAUGCCAGUCCUUCCUCUCAUCGUCAUGGUGAUACUAGUCAUAUUCCUCCUCAUCGUCAGGGUGAUUCUGCUCAUCCUCCUCGUCAUGGUGAUGUUGGUCCUGUGCCUACCGCUCCUCACAACGCCAUGGCUACGCGUGCGAGUCUUGCCAAUGAGGAACGGUCGUCAGCGGCAGACUCUACCAGCAUGACGAGAUUGGAGCAACACGCCGAACAGCAGGAAGAACAAGAAGAUAACGACGUGUCCGAUGAUGAUGAAACACCUGAACUACCCACAAAGCAAACAAGAUCUCCCAGUGAAAACCGUUGGAAGCUUCUUAGACAGGCAGUAACUCAGCCGUCUAUAGCUGACAUUCUGCGUUCAAUGGGGGCUAUUCCAUCUGGCUUCAGGCGCUCUAUGCUAGCGGAGUUGCAAGCGAAGGGUGAAUUCACGUAUCGUCACUUCUUGGAGCCCCGUGUCGACAACACCGGUCUGCUCUUGGAUGGACUGAACUGGGACAGUGCGGCUGGCAGUAUCAAGUCGUCGCCGGCAGGGGUUUGUCGCGGCGUAACCAUAGUCUCUUGUCGCAAGAUACCCCUGGUCACACGCACUGUAAGCGUGUUGCGAAGGCAAGUGAGGGUUGUACUGUUUGAUCGGCAAAAGGUGCUAAGCAAUAUCCAGUAUACGUCUGCUACCACUGCCGAGAGAGAUGACAAGUCAUGGAAGUUUGUCAAGACGCCAGGAAAAAGUUUGACUGAUGCCAGCUUUAUCAUUCGAGCUGCGAGCCUCUCACAUUCAUUAUGUAUACUAUUUGAGCUGUCAAUGACUUGUCAAAAUACAAAAAGCAAUGAAAUUACAGAUUUGUCCUGUGGUUGGGGAGCCCUUGACCUGACAAGUGCCACUGGUGCUCCUAUAGCAAACAAGAGCUAUGACAUUGUACUGAAUGGCGGGACACCGUAUGAAAGUGGAGUUGAGUUGGAAUCAACCGUGGGCGUGGACCGACGGCUUGGUUUGCGCAAAGCUUCCCUGCUGCAAGGCGCUGGUGGACCAUCUCUGACAGUCAAAGUCAAUGCGCUAAGUCUUGACGUCGUGGAGAUGACAAAUGAUCUACCAAAGAUGAUUGUAGUGCGACAAUGCUAUCUGCAGACACUAUCCUUGUACAGGCAAGCGCAGGCAUUGGACUUUGUUGCCAACCGGCCGUUUCAAGUCGCAGCACCAAUCUGUAGUGUCCUGCACACCACCUUCUCUCAGGUAGUGGACGACUACCAGCUGAUGGAUGUGUUACUGGCAAAACUUCCCGAGGCGCUGAAAGACUACAAGAGAGAUCACAAGCAGAGAGAGCUUGGCUACAAGCGCCUAGUCUUUCAAGAUGUUGUGAAGAAGUACCUGUACGUCUUGCUGUCCACUCCGGGACUGCCACCGCUAUUGCCUCAGAACCUACACAAGGAAAGAGCAAGGCAAGGGCUCAUAGACAGAUUCAUGGGGCAAAUAAAUCCCAUUGCCAGCCUUUUCACCUCAACCGUGCAUCAGAAGCCGUUCCACACGGAUGAGGUCGGCUACAACAUUGGAAAGAUUGCUACUUGCACGAGCUGAGGAUUGGAAUUUUUCAGUUCCCCCUUCAGUGGGGCCGGCAAGGGUGCAACAAGUCUAUAAUUUUAUUUUUACAAUUGACAGUAAUGGAGCUACGUAACAAGGCUCUGGGUCAGGUGAUGCAUAUGGAAUGUGAUGCUGGAUUCCGCAUUGUGGCUUGACUUACCCGUUGGCAUCGGCAUGUUCUAACACUGAUGUGUAAGGAUCACAUUUUGGAGUGAUUUUGAUGUCUCAAGCUGGAGUGUCAGCCCAGAUGUCAGGGACACUAAUGAUGGCACUAAUGGCUAUACUAAAAUUACUUGAAAUGAUUACAUGCUGGCGAUAGUACGCUAGUACUAUGCUGUGCCAUUUAGGUGCCAGGUAUGAAUGGAGACAGUGUCAGGGACCGGAGAGACCUCUGACUACUACUAGUGUUCCCAUCAGUCCUGGUGUUGUCCUGUUUGGCAUCUAGGGGUACUCCGCUGUAUAAUUAUAUAUAUCCUGGUGAGUAACUGACUUAUUUCCUGUGGCUUUCUCACACCACUGUGCCAUUCACAGCACACAGCACACAACAGCUGUGUCCAUUAGACUCAGAAUGCCAUUGAGAGGUGCUAUAUGCAUGAAUGAUGAGUGCUAAGUGGCCGGCCGCCAAGCCAUGCUAGCCACUACACUAUAUACGCAUCAGUAUCAUCCUCUACACUAUAACUAUAAGCACAUCAUCAAUAGUGAUAUUUUGAAGUGCGUUGAGCACGCUGGCUUCAGACGGGGAGUGAGAUCAUUGUGAUUGGUUUUGAAACAUCUAAAGAAGUCCUUGCACUCA
Messenger RNA from Sycon ciliatum, 3232 nucleotides. Its product is annotated as nephrocystin-1-like. Gene Ontology annotation, molecular function: protein binding. Bases 133 to 2436 code for a protein of 767 amino acids. The record is from RefSeq and is a predicted model, not a curated record. Gene Ontology annotation, cellular component: cilium; cytoplasm. The transcript has 26 exons. NCBI's taxonomy places the organism in Eukaryota, Metazoa, Porifera, Calcarea, Leucosolenida, Sycettidae. Gene Ontology annotation, biological process: protein localization involved in establishment of planar polarity.